This is a messenger RNA of Orycteropus afer afer, 3347 nucleotides long. RefSeq names its product small G protein signaling modulator 2 (gene SGSM2). Gene Ontology annotation, molecular function: GTPase activator activity. NCBI's taxonomy places the organism in Eukaryota, Metazoa, Chordata, Mammalia, Tubulidentata, Orycteropodidae. The record is from RefSeq and is a predicted model, not a curated record.
GGAAGAUGGCUGCGGAGCCGAGCACCGGGCAGUGGUUGCGGCGGCGGCGGAGGGCGGGGAGCGCGGUGGGCAGGGGCUCCGCCUUGCGCGUGGGGCGCUGAGCUGAGAAGCGCGGAGGCGGCGAUCGUGCACAGGGGACUUGGAGGGUCGCUCGGCGCCGCCUCCUGGCCACCCGCCGCACCAUGGGCAGCGCGGAGAACGCAGUCAAAGAGAAACUGCUGUGGAACGUGAAAAAGGAGGUAAAGCAAAUCAUGGAGGAGGCUGUGACCAGGAAGUUUGUGCAUGAGGACAGCAGCCACAUCAUUGCUCUGUGUGGUGCGGUAGAGGCUUGUCUCUUGCAUCAGUUAAGGCGACGUGCCGCUGGCUUCCUGCGUAGUGACAAGAUGGCAGCCCUGUUAACCAAGGUGGGAAAGACAUGCCCAGUGGCUGGGGAGAUUUGCCACAAGGUACAGGAGCUACAGCAGCAAGCAGAGGGCAGGAAACCCUCAGGGGGCAGCCACGAGGCCUUGCGGAGACAGUGCUCUGCCAGUGGGAAGGCCUCGGCCCUCAGCCCGCAGGCCUUGAAACACAUAUGGGUACGCACAGCGCUCAUCGAGAAAGUGCUGGACAGGGUUGUGCAGUACCUGGUGGAGAACUGCAGCAAGUACUACGAGAAGGAGGCGUUACUGGCAGACCCGGUGUUUGGCCCCAUCCUGGCCUCUCUUCUAGUGGGACCUUGUGCCUUGGAGUACACCAAGCUCAAGACAGCCGAUCACUACUGGACUGACCCUUCUGCUGAUGAGCUGGUCCAGAGGCACCGGAUCCGCGGGCCCCCCAGUCGCCAGGAUUCCCCUGCAAAGCGCCCAGCCCUCGGAAUCCGGAAGCGGCACUCCAGUGGCAGUGGCUCAGAGGACAGGCUAGCUGCCUGUGCCCGUGAGUAUGUGGAGUCCCUGCACCAGAACUCAAGGACACGGCUGCUCUAUGGCAAGAACAACGUGUUGGUGCAGCCGAAGGAGGACAUGGAAGCUGUCCCUGGCUACCUCUCCCUACACCAGUCGGCAGAAAACCUCACUCUGAAGUGGACCCCCAACCAGCUCAUGAACGGGACUCUGGGGGACUCUGAGCUGGAAAAGAGCGUUUACUGGGACUACGCCCUGGUUGUGCCCUUCAGUCAGAUCGUCUGCAUCCACUGCCACCAGCAAAAGAAUGGCGGCACACUUGUGCUGGUGAGCCAGGAUGGCAUCCAGAGGCCCCCACUGCACUUCCCCCAGGGGGGACAUCUCCUGUCCUUUCUGUCCUGUCUGGAGAAUGGGCUCCUGCCACGCGGACAGCUAGAGCCCCCACUCUGGACCCAGCAGGGGAAGGGGAAGGUGUUCCCCAGGCUACGGAAACGCAGCAGCAUGCGGUCGGUGGACGUGGAGGACGUGGGCAUGGGGCGGGCCACAGACUGCGUGUUCCGGAUCAUUUAUCCUGGCCACAGGCACGAACACAUCACUAUUAACUACCACCACCUAGCGGCCAGCCGCGCGGCCUCGGUGGACGAUGAUGAGGAAGAGGAGGAUAAGCUACACGCGAUGCUCUCAAUGAUCUGCUCGCGGAACCUCACAGCUCCCAAUCCGAUGAAAGAUGCUGGAGACAUGAUUGAGAUGCAGGGCUUCGGGCCCAGCCUGCCAGCCUGGUAUCUGGAACCCCUGUGCAGCCAGGGCUCCUCCUGCCUCUCCUGCUCCUCCAGCAGCUCCCCGUAUGCCACCCCCAGCCAUUGCACCUGCGUCCCUGACCGGUUGCCCCUCAGGCUACUGUGUGAAAGCAUGAAGAGGCAGAUUGUAUCCCGGGCCUUCUACGGCUGGCUGGCAUACUGCCGCCACCUAUCCACAGUGCGGACCCAUCUGUCAGCGCUGGUGCACCACAACAUUAUCCCCCCUGACAGACCCCCAGGGGCCUCCGGGGGCCUCACCAAGGACGUGUGGAGCAAGUAUCAGAAGGACAAAAAGAACUACAAGGAGCUGGAGCUGCUGCGGCAGGUUUACUACGGAGGCGUGGAGCACGGAAUCCGCAAGGGUGUCUGGCCCUUUCUGCUAGGCCAUUACAAAUUUGGCAUGAGCAAGAAGGAGAUGGAGCAGGUGGACGCAGUGGUGGCGGCCAGGUACCAGCGGGUCCUGGCGGAAUGGAAGGCCUGCGAGGUGGUGGUGAGGCAGCGGGAGCGGGAGGCCCACCCCGUCACGCUCACCAAGUUCUCCUCGGGCAGCAGCAUCGACAGCCACGUGCAGCGCCUCGUCCACCGAGACUCCACUAUCAGCAAUGAUGUGUUCAUCUCCGUGGAUGAUCUGGAGCCCCCAGGGCUCCAGGGCACUGAAGAUCCCGGGCCCACGCCUGAGCAGGAGCUGGGAGAAGGGACCGCGGGUACCACCAUGGUGGAGCAGCAACAGUCAGUGGAGUUUGACUCACCAGACUCAGGGCUGCCGUCUUCUCGCAACUACUCCGUGGCCUCCGGCAUCCAGUCAAGCAUGGAUGAAGGACAGAGUGUGGGCUUUGAGGAGGAGGACAGUGGUGGUGGGGAAGACGGCUCCGACGGGCCAGCCCCUGCGGCCCAUGCUUUCUCUGAGCCCCAGGAUCCCAGCCAAGAGAAGGCCUCGCAGGCCAGCGAGCUACUGGAGGCCGGGGAGGAGCUUGCGGCCGUGUGCGCUGCUGCCUACACUAUAGAAUUACUAGACACCGUGGCCUUAAACCUGCACCGCAUAGACAAGGAUGUGCAGAGAUGUGACCGCAACUACUGGUACUUCACGCCCCCCAACCUGGAGCGACUUAGAGACAUCAUGUGCAGCUACGUGUGGGAGCACCUGGACGUGGGCUAUGUGCAGGGCAUGUGUGACCUCUUGGCACCUCUCCUGGUCGUCCUUGACAAUGAUCAGCUGGCCUACAGCUGUUUCAGCCACCUCAUGAAGAGGAUGAGCCAGAACUUCCCCAAUGGGGGCGCCAUGGACACCCACUUUGCCAACAUGCGCUCCCUCAUCCAGAUCCUGGACUCGGAGCUGUUUGAACUGAUGCAUCAGAAUGGAGACUAUACCCACUUCUACUUCUGUUACCGCUGGUUCCUACUGGACUUUAAGAGAGAGCUGCUCUAUGAGGAUGUGUUUGCUGUGUGGGAGGUGAUAUGGGCUGCCCGACGCAUCUCGUCGGAGCACUUUGUCCUGUUCAUCGCCCUGGCCUUGGUGGAGGCCUACCGUGAGAUCAUCCGUGACAACAACAUGGACUUCACCGACAUCAUCAAGUUCUUCAAUGAACGCGCUGAGCGGCACGAUGCCCAGGAGAUCCUGCGGAUUGCCCGCGACCUCGUGCACAAGGUGCAGAUGCUCAUAGAGAACAAGUGA